CUAUAAUCAUCAACAGCUUCCAUCUGAUAUUAAAAUCCAAAUCAUCAAAAAAGCAUUUAUGAUCACUGUUCCAACAAGAAACAGAGCGCACUGAAUUCCAUCAGACCUCGAUUGGAGAAACCAGAACAAAUCGAUUCAAGAAGAAGACGGAAUAGGAGGAUUUGAGGAGACAUAAAUGGCGAAUUUGUACGUGAAGGCGGUGCCACCGGCGGAUCUGAACCGGAACACGGAGUGGUUCAUGUACCCAGGGGUUUGGACCACAUACAUCCUCAUCCUCUUCUUUUCUUGGCUUCUUGUUCUCUCCAUCUUUGGCUGCUCUCCUGGCAUGGCAUGGACAAUUGUCAAUCUCGCUCACUUCGGGGUUACCUAUCAGUUCUUCCACUGGAAGAAAGGAACUCCUUUUGCUGAAGACCAGGGGAUCUACAACAGGCUGACUUGGUGGGAGCAAAUAGAUAAUGGAAAACAGCUAACACGUAACAGAAAAUUCCUAACUGUUGUACCUAUAGUUCUGUACUUGAUAGCUUCGCACACAACUGAUUACCAACAUCCGAUGCUCUUUUUCAACACACUUGCAGUGCUAGUGCUAGUUAUUGCCAAGCUUCCGAAUAUGCACAAGGUUCGAAUCUUUGGAAUCAACGAUGAUCAGUGAGUAUAUCCUUGAAAACGCCGAGUUCACAUGCUAAAAAUGCCACUGAUCCUAUCUUUUGUGCUUAAGGAUUGGUUUAGCUUUGUAGAUAAGUCAGCACCUGAAGGAUGUCUGUCGUGUACUGUGUGUGCCGACUGUCAUUCUGACCGCCUCUUCUGUAAUGAAGAAAAUAAGUGUAAGUGUAUUCUCUUAUCUUUGUACAGUAGAAAGUGUGUUACAUAUCUGGAUUUUGACGAUGCCCUAAUUGCGUUUCUUUGAGUGCUACAGUUUUUUUUUUUUGGGGGGUAGGGGUGGGGGGGUGUUAUUCUCUUUGUUCUGGAACUUGUUUAAGCUGUUGAGAACAAAGAGAUAUUCAAGUGUAUCCUAAAACAUGCAGCUCUAUUGCAAUUUUGGCAUGAAUUUGUUUUUAAAAAAUUUAAGAAAA
Messenger RNA from Tripterygium wilfordii, 1070 nucleotides. RefSeq names its product ORM1-like protein 2. Gene Ontology annotation, cellular component: endoplasmic reticulum membrane. The coding region runs from base 176 to 649 and encodes 157 amino acids. The transcript is spliced from 3 exons. The record is from RefSeq and is a predicted model, not a curated record. Gene Ontology annotation, biological process: intracellular sphingolipid homeostasis; negative regulation of ceramide biosynthetic process; ceramide metabolic process. Lineage: Eukaryota; Viridiplantae; Streptophyta; Magnoliopsida; Celastrales; Celastraceae.